Messenger RNA from Hypoxylon trugodes, 4195 nucleotides. RefSeq lists its product as uncharacterized. Lineage: Eukaryota; Fungi; Ascomycota; Sordariomycetes; Xylariales; Hypoxylaceae. The transcript has 6 exons. The record is from RefSeq and is a predicted model, not a curated record. The coding region runs from base 1 to 3948 and encodes 1315 amino acids.
AUGCCUCACUAUAGCCGACCCGCCUCUCCCUUCUCGAGGGCGCUACAGCAGUGGAUAUCGGAGCUGAAACGCGACGAAGACAAGAAGACCAAGUUCUACGAGAAAGUAUUGGCAACUCAAAAUGAAUUACAGACUACUAGUGAGAGUAAUCAGUGCGAAAGGCAUGCUCAAGACCUAUCCAAAUACAUCGAAGAGCUACAAGAGAAGAAGCGGAGCAAGAGUAGAUUCAUUCGACUCUGUUCUAAACUUGAACCCUUCAUAAGUAGCCUCACUAACCUCAUGACAAUAUGUGGCGAGAUGUCCCAGUCGGCGUCGCCUGAAGUCGGUAUCGCCUUUGGUGCCGCCAAGCUUGUACUACAACUGGCCUCCAAACAGGCCGCCGCUUUUGACAGGAUAGUCGAUAUCAUGGUUGAGAUCGCGCGAAACUUGCGCUGCUACGAUAAGUUUUCAGUCGCGUACGAGAAGUCUGAAGAGCUUCAAGAUCUGCUCCUUGAGGCUUACAAGGCGAUUAUCGUGUUCUGGCAGAGGGCUUCUCAGAUCCUAGAUCGAAGCCUAAUUAGGAUUGCUGCAAUUAAUAUGGUCAAGCCUAUUGAUGUUGAGUGGAAAGAAUGUUUGGGGAAGCUGCAAAAUAAUUCCCGGGCGGUCUCGAUGCUGGCUCAAGCGACCACUGCAGCGGAGUCCCGAGAAAACGAAGCAUUGAACCUGACGAAAAAGAUCGCGAAGUGGAUUUCAGGGGGAGAAGAUAUCUCUAAGCUACUCUUCCGUAGUGAUCUUAGGGAUAUCCAUGAUAUUCGCCAGGAUGGUACUUGCAACUGGAUCUUUGAACAAGAGUCUUUCAAGUCUUGGUAUGAAGCCAAGGAGAGUACCGUAGCCUGGUAUCAUGCACCACCUGGGUCCGGUAAGACGGUCCUAUCCACUGUGGUCGCUUAUCAUCUCCAGGAGAAUAAUCAGGUCGUCUACUAUCGAUACUCGUAUGACGAUCCCACUAGAAAAAACCCGUUAACUGCGCUGCGAUCAAUUGCCCUCCAAUUAAGAACAAUCCAAGGAAGAAUUCCCGACCAAGCAGAAGAGUGCUACAAGGAAGAAGUCGAGCACCACGCCUACCAAUUACAAGACCCCGAGGUAGCGAUCCAGGUGGUCGAAGCAUUCAUUGCGCAGAUGCCGAGGAUCCAUAUCAUAAUUGAUGGGUUGGACGAAUGUUCCGAUGUAGAAAAAGCGCUCUCCAUGUUCCGUCGUCUCACACGCCUUGACACAUGCGGCAUAGCGAAAUGGUUCUUUACCAGCCUUAAUGAGGCACCCAUUCGAAAUAUUAUGGAAGAAGUACAGGCUAUCGAAAUCAGCCCACCCACGGGGGCAAUAGGGGACGAUAUUGGGGUGUUCCUAAGUUCUCGGGGCGAGAAACUGGCGCGCCAAACAUGUGCCGAAUGCGUUCGAUACUAUACUGCGUCCUCGGAAGAAAACUUCCUUUACUCUACCCUCAUGUUCAAUAUCCUAUGUGGAGACGGCAUCACCUGUAACGAUGAGAUUCACGAUGAGUUACAAAAAUUUCCACGUAAACUAACGGGUUGCUAUACUCGCUGCCUUCAGAACAUAGCUCGAAGAGCAGAACCCGAACGCAACCUUGCGAGACGUAUCUUCCUUUUUAUGGUAUACGCGAAGAAGCCACUUACCGUGAAAGAGCUAUGCAAUGCCCUGGCUAUCAUGAAAGGAAUUGAAUACGAUGAUCACCAACCGAAUCGUGUGCCUUGCCUUGAAGUCAUUCAAUCGCUCGGCGGAUCUCUCAUAAAACUAGAGAAGUCUUCAGAUGAAGCAGAAAACGACCCCAAGGUGAAAUUCGUGCAUAAAUCCGUGCAGGAUUAUUUCAAAGAAGACCUAGACAGAAUAGGAAUACCAAAGGAUCGAGCCGACUUGCGAUACUUCUUCAUCAGCGGAAAAGAAGGUAAUCUGGAGCUUGGACAGUAUUGUUUAAAGUACCUCCAGUUCAAGCGCUACCAGAGUAAGGUCGACAUACCCAUGAUCUUGGCUAACAAUGAAGAACAUGCUUUCUUGAAAUAUGCAGCCGCAUUCUGGUUCGAACAUCUCAAUCAAGCUGACAAUUCGGAAGAGCUCUUCCUUGAAGUGAAGUCGUUAGUUGAGAGUGUGGCAUUCUCAACUUGCUUGGCCGUGCAAGUCAAAGUACGUCCCCACCUAUUUGCCCGGUAUACGAAUAUUCGUGGGACAGCCGUCGCGCUACGACUAGAAAGCGGAGAGUUAGGUAGAUUAGACAGCAUUGCAGUUCCGUUACCAGACUGGGUUGAAUUUUACGAACCGGGCGGAUGCAACAUCUCACGAAUGCUAUACAACUUUAUCAGAGAAUGGCACGAGACUUUGAUUCGGCACCCAGAGGCCGCCAGCAGCUACUGCCAGACAGACCAAGCAGGAAGCCGUGUACUUCCAGGGCUUGCGUCGAUGAUGUCAAAAAACAUGCGAAUAUCAGCUAUCAGAGUACCUUCGGAAGCAUCCGAUGUAGCCUUGUCGAGUACGUUUUACGAAAAGUCGAAGCCCCAUGCGUGUAUCACAUAUGUAGAUGGAGACACAACACGUUGGCAAGAAGGACCGAUAUCUGCAGGUGUACUAUCCAAAAGUGGGAUUAUCCCGAUGGAAUCGAGGAGAGAGAAAGCUGGAAGGCUCAUUCGUUUUAGCGAGCAGCUUCACAGCCCACAUCCUACUGACCCAGUGACGUGGUCUAUCCCCUUAGCCAAUCUUGAAGUGGAACACUAUUACGAAGGAAAGACACGCGCAUUCCGAGCUCCAGACCUUUGCCGCGCCUCAGACAGUUCUACGAUGGGAUGGAUCCUCGUUACGGAGUCGAAGUCCGCGUCGGCAGAUUGGUCGGCGCUAGCAUUCCACCUGACAAGCACACGCUCCGAAGAAGCGAAGAAACAAGAUGUUGACUCAGGCUACGAUUCGGCGUCGGAUACGGAUGGGGGAUGGAGUGUCUCCGAUGGCGAUACUAGCGACGAUGAAGAUAGCGAAACUCUCGUAUCUGAUUGCCUGCUUCUCUGUUGCGAUGGGGAGAACCCAAUUUGGAUUCCAUGGUUAAAUGACCGGUCGCAAAUAUCUUGCGCCUUCCAUCCUAACCGCAAAAUUGCAGUGUGCUCCCGGAGCCUCGAUGAGAUUCAAAUCAUCGAUUUGAGUACCGGUGAGAUUUCUUCUCGAGCGAUAGAAGAGCCCGCAGCAGCCAGAUCAUUAGCACCUAUUAACUGUAGAGAGAUGCGCUUUUCUCCAUGCGGUCGGUAUAUCUAUUAUCUCCUAAUCAUGAUCGAUAACAAUGGAGAUAUCGGGUCAACAUGCCAAGUUUUCUUAUCUGUCUUCCCAUUCGAGGAGUCAAGCGAGAACGACAUGAUGCGUCCAUGCGUCGAAGUUCAGCGUUUGACCUACAAAUUAGGCGCGCAGACGAAUAAACUCCGAGCGCCGUAUGUUCUGACCCACUGGGAUGUAGAUAUGGUGUAUCUCUGCCUACCGUUGCUAUCGUGUAAUCCGAAAGUUGUGAGACUUCAUCUGGUAAAGGGAGACACAGAGGAAGAGGCCCAGAUCCAAACCCUCACCAACCCCGCCUUCUUCCCCAACUCGACGCCUAGUCGCAACCCGAGAAUCAUAUACCACUCUUCGAAACCCGGAAAUAAAGAAAAUAAGGAUAGGCUCGCCCUGGCUUUAGACGGUGUCUAUCAUUCAGUCGAAGAAGGAGGCAAUAAUUACCCACCCACGGUAAUUGAAUGGAAAAUCGAUGGGAAGAAAGGGUGGAGAACAUGGGAUGAAGCUUCCGAUAGCGAAGAUCCCCAAUUGGUAGAGGAAACUAGGACAUACGCACAACUUCGCGGGGACUUCAUCAAUGCGGAUCGAAGAUUCAACGUCGUGGUGCGAAACUCGUUGGAUUGGACUAGGAAAGCAUACUUAUCGUGCGCAUAAUCCAGGCGAUCAGGAUAUUUAUAUUGGACCUACCGAUUAUUUCACGAUAUAUAUUUUGAUGGGUACCUAAGUAGAAAGUUGCCGUUGGGAGGAGGCGGGUUUUCGGUCGGUCUCAGGGGGUGGCGUUCAUCGGAUAAAGUCCGAGUGGGGCCAUUUCCCAUCGGCUCUCUUCCGAUGUGAGAAAAGCCUGGCCCCGAACUCGAAUGAGUAAAUUGGGCAUAUUCGGAUAUAAUGUCUUAUGUUUCCU